GCCCCGCCCGCGGGGAAGCGGAAGCGCAGGCUCGGGUGUGCAGCUACUAAGGCCGGAAUCUGUACUGGAUUAUAAGUAACACUUGCUUGGGCCCAGCACGUUUCUGCAGCAGUAAGACCUGCAAUGACACACUGCAACUCCUAUCAUUUAGUCUGAGAGCGCACGUUAGAGCCUGAAAGGUGACGAUCGUCACACUCACUGCUAGAUCUCCAUGGAAAGUGAUAGAUAACCUGACAGUGCUCAAACCAUUUGCAAUCAGAGGUGGAGCUGUCCUGGAAAAGCAAAUGCCUGGAGUGUUAAAGGCACCCAGGCUGCUGUGAGUUUCAGAGAUCAACCAUGGGCAUUAAAGGCUUGCAGGGAUUUGUGACAAGAGUUUGCCCUGAUGCCUGCAGAACAGUAGAUCUGAAAGAGGUGGCGGAAAAGCAUCGCAUCGAUCAUCCAGGUAUCCCACCUGUUAUCGUAGUAGAUGCCAUGAGUUGUGUUAGGCACUGGUACACGCCGGAAUCCUGGGUGUGCGGUGGCCAGUGGCGGGAGUACCUUGCCAAUUUAGAGGAUUUUAUUAAAGCUUUUACAGCAGCCGGUAUCACGCUGGUGUUUUACUUCGAUGGAGUGGUAGAAGAGAAGAAGAGAGAUGAGUGGAUCAAACGGAGGUGGCAGAAUUACAAGGAAAUAGCUGCACUGUUUCAGUUUGUCAAGACUCACAGGAAACAACCGGGGAGAGGAAUGUUCGUUCUUCCCUCAGCGUUGCCUACUUUUACACGGUAUGCCCUCAAGUCACUUGGUCAAAAAACUGUGUGCACAUUGCAGGAGGCAGACUUUGAGGUGGCUGCGUAUGGUUUGCAACAUAAUUGCAUAGGAAUUCUUGGGCAAGACAGUGACUACCUCAUCUAUAAUACAUCUCCCUAUUUUUCCAUUGAGAAGCUCUGCGUGGACAAACUGGUCACUGUUAUGUACUGCAGAGAAGCUCUUUGCCGUGCGUUGGGUCUUAGUAUGACACACCUCCCUCUCUUUGCUUGCUUGCUUGGCAAUGAUGUUGUUCCAGAAAACUUGUUGGAAGGCUUUUGGCGUAAAUGUUUAGCCACCUGUCCGCCCAGGAAUAAGAGCUACAACAGAAGAACAAACGUACUUCUGGCUGUGGCAAACUACAUCUCAAGAGUUCCGUGCUCGUACAGCAGCCUGAAACACUUGGAAGAGAUGCUGCCUUUGGGAUCAGACAAAACAUUACUUCUCAGAGGAAUGGAGUCCUAUCUUUUGCCUGGGCAGCAGUCUCCAUGGAUUCCUCCCACUGCGGGACAUCUCAAAACAUUCUCAGGUGUAGAAGAAACAGCCAUGUGCCAAGAUAAGGAAAUAUUUCAGUUAGCUAAGGAACAACACAUCCAAUCUGAAAAUUAUGUAAUUUUCAAUAUCCUGAGUAAUGGAGUGAUUGAGUGCAGCAACUCUUUGGAAGAUGAUCGCGAUACAGAGAUUCCUGGACAGGCACUCAUCUUUCGGCCUGCUCGUCAGCAUGUUUAUUCUGUCUUGUUGGAAUCUGGAAAAGGUGGAGCCUGUCCUUCUGUGAAAGAGUGGUUUGUCUAUUUUGGAAAUCCUCUGCAGGAGCCAGAAGUGAUACAACCUGUGCAGCCUCCUCUUCCAGGUGGAACACCUAAUUUGAAAACACUGUGGUUUGCCAAGGGACCUGAAGUGGAAAAGCAACGGUACAGUACAUUUCUGGCAUGCUUUCAUCUUCAAGAUUUGAUGGAAGAGCUCCAAGCUCUAGAAGCACCUGUUGCAGGAUUCUGCUGCUUGCUGGCCUAUCUAAUGCUGCAGGUCCAUAGCCUAUCUCUGGAAGACUUACAUGCAUUUGUGGCUCUCAUUCUCUGCCUCAGAGGAAAGUCAGCAUCUCAGCUGGAACGUUUGCAGCUUAUGGAAGUGGACUCCAGAGCUGUCCAUCUUGGUGCUGUCUUUAUUCGUGGCCUUACAACAUUGCUUAUGGCCAAUAGUGCCUGUGGCUUUCCAUUCAGAAUGGAUGACUUGAUGCCUUGGAAAGUGUUUGAUGGAAAACUUUUUCAAGAAAAAUACCAACGGUCACACCGAAGUUGCUCUGUGGAGGAGCUUUUGGAAGGCAAUGAGUCUCUGUAUGCACCCUUCCAGAAUCUGAAGUCACUCAUUUGCAAGGCUUGCAUGGCGAAGAAGAGAACAAUACAGAGCAGACCAAGAGGGAAGGGAUUUGUCACAGGAACACAGCAAAGAGAAUUUAAUCCCAGGUUCCAACAAGCACACAGAAGUUCUUUUGUUCCUCCAUAUCAUAAUCAGAUGAGGGGGUUCCUCUGGAGAAGUCCUCAACCAGAAGGUAGAGAAUAUAGAUCGGGACAUCCAGACCGGAGGAGAAGAUUCCACCAUCCUCCUCGGUCGCCCAGAUGACCCUACUUAUCACUGGAAGUGAAUGAAAAUGGAUAAGAAAACAAGAUUUUUAUGAAAGGCUUUAUGCUGAAGAUCACAAAAACUUUCAGCAGUGGUGGUGGGAAGGCUCUAAUCAGAAUUUUAUCAUGCAUCAUUUUCAGUUAGGUUUUAUUUUGUAUACAUUGUUUUUCUAGACUAUUGCUUGCUGAAGUAAAUUAUGGAGUGUAGCAAAACAAUUCUUAUGUAUUUUAGGCUUCAUACAGUAUUGUUUGGAGCACUUUAUAAAAAUGUUAUUGACACAGUUAUACAACGAUUAAAAAAACUGUAAUUUAAAAAAAUCAUGCCUAAAAAGCAAAAGCCAGUCCUAGGUGUUAAAAAGCUGCAGAAAUUUAAUUAAUUCAUCUAGUUCUAUUGGCAAAACUGUUAUGCCUCUUCUGUUAAAUCUUUAUGCUAUAUGAGGAUGAAAUUGCCCAGUCUUGA
Messenger RNA from Oxyura jamaicensis (ruddy duck), 2859 nucleotides. It is a transcript of the gene FAM120B, whose product is annotated as family with sequence similarity 120B. Gene Ontology annotation, cellular component: nucleus. Lineage: Eukaryota; Metazoa; Chordata; Aves; Anseriformes; Anatidae. The transcript has 12 exons. The record is from RefSeq and is a predicted model, not a curated record. The coding region runs from base 337 to 2400 and encodes 687 amino acids.